UCGAGCUCAUGCAAUAUCUCCAUCCAGCUUUACUUAUAUUUCCGACACUACCUAUGCUUUAACAGACCGGAUAUUUGAUAUGUCCUACUAAACCACGACAAUCACAGCAACCCACCACGAUCGUACACUACCAAAGCCACAUAUAUAUAUAUAUACUAGCAGAACGACCAUGGCUCGACUCAACCCAACGAGCCCCGUGAAACAAGGCGGCACGCGUGAGAAUGUGACCAAAUCAGUCCGCAAGCUGAAGUCCAACACCAACUCGGUCUUCUCGAGCAAGUUCAGAGACACGUCGCCCACACCCAAGGUGGGAGAUCAUUCGGGGACAUUAUUCGACGAACCGGAGUUCAAGCGACCGACUGCGAGGGCGACGACAAACGAUAAGCCUGUCCAACGACAGAGAAAGCUGCAACGGAGCGGGACUGUAUCGAGCGGGACGUUCAAUAUCUUUUCCGAUAGCGAUGGACUGAGCGACCGUGAAGAUGAUGUCUCCUUCGCAUCGACGAUGCGCUCCUCGACUACGCGCUCUUCGACGGAAGGACGUCCCAGCGACCCGUUGCAGCUGGCACGUGCUAACUCGCUGCUGAUGCCGCAGUCGAGGCACUCCAGGAGUCGGUCGACCAGGAAGUCCGAGCUCUAUGAUUACACGAAGGAGAAUUAUCCUGUGGAGGAGGUUGUGGAGGAUUACUCCACUACCUCUUCUAUCAGUCGGAAUCCCUCUGAUGCAUCCUCGACGCGGCGUUCUCCUACCAGGAGAGAACCGCGGGAGGCAAAUACUAGAAGACAGAAUGGCCGUCAGUUCCGGGAUUAUCGCCAGUCGGCAAAUCGGUCCGAGGACGAGGAAAGUGAUGAUGGAUUCAACUCUCUGGAUGACUUCAUCGUCAGUGAUAACGACGAGCCUAGCCAUCACGAGGCAUCUGCCAGCGACCCAGAACCAGAAGAGACUAAGAGGGCACCUUCGCCGCCGAGAGUGAAACGGAGACUCGUUCGGGGCAGACGGCUGAACCCCGAGGAACAAAUCAAGAGAGCUCUGGAGAGCUCAGUGCAUACCAACCUUCGCCUCGAGCCGUCAUUACCCGCUGCUGUUUCGAUGCCCUCUUCGGACCCCCAGGCCAGGCCAAGAAAGCUAUUCCGCAAUACUUCUAACAUCGACGAGAAGAUGAACCGUCUGGAUUUGGAGGACGAUGCUGAUGUGCACGAUGAUACGGUUGACUACGACGCUGCUGAAGAGGCGGCUGAUGAAGUAGACGCUGAUGAAUAUGACCCGUCCGCUCAACUCCAACAAGACUUGGAUAAUUUUCUAGGAGGAUUCGAGCCUCGCUCCCAGCGUCCAGAGAUCGAAAAAGUGAAUUUGGAAACACCACCUGCCAGUCCCUCCAAAAGUGCUCUAAAGUCACCCUCAAAAGGCAAAGCCCAUAUUCCACCCACACCUUAUCGCGAGAGCGUAGAUGCCUUCUGGUCCCAGGAAGCUACAAACGAAUGGACCGAUCAACAUUCGCCCCGCAAAUUACAGAACUUACUGCAGGAACUCGACGAGUCAGACAACGAGAUCGAUCCCGAGAUCAUGCCCAGAAGCAAGACAACAAAGAAGGCGGCCAAGCCUCCUAGCAAGACGGCCUUGAAAAAGGCCGAGACGGAGAAGAAGAAAGCCGCCCUUGAGCGCAAGAAAUCGUUUGAUAACAAGAAGGCCGCCGUCGCAGAGGACUUCUUCAAGGUUUUAGAUGACCACGUUACUGGUGGCCGCAUCCAAGAAAUGGCCGAGGAAACGGGUGGUGUUCAGAUCAUCUGGAGCAAGACACUUCAGACUACCGCUGGACGGGCCAACUGGAAGCGAGAGAAGCUGCGCACGGAGGGCACGCUUGGGACCGAGCCCCAGACACCUGGAGGAUCUCUGUCCAAGCACCAUGCUAGCAUCGAACUGGCUGAGCGGAUUAUUGAUGACGAGGAUCGCUUGCUGAACACGCUAGCUCACGAGUACUGCCACCUGGCCAACUUUAUCAUCUCCAACGUCCACAACAACCCCCAUGGAGCAAGUUUCAAGCAAUGGGGGCUGAAAUGCAAAGAAGCCUUGAAGGACCACCCUGUCUAUGGCGGACGCUUUGAAGUCACGACCAAGCACAGCUAUAAGAUUGACUACAAGUACGUAUGGAGCUGUGUGGACUGCGGCCAGACAUACGGGCGUCAUUCCAAGAGCAUUGAUACGACCAAGUCUCGAUGUGGAAAAUGCAAAGGUCUGCUCCAGCAGAUCAAGCCAAAGCCACGGAAUGUCUCGCCCCGCAAAAAGCAGCCCCUUGGAGAUGCCGAGCAGGUGGCCGUCGAUGAGGUCGCGAACGUGUUGGGCGAGAUCAGCUUGCGUAACUGAGGCACUUGCAGCUGUUCGGUCAAGUCAUUAAAGGUGUUUACGGAUUUGUCUCUCAUUCUACAUACAUUUCGGGAAGAUUUGCCUGUCAUUCUAGCGUUCAUUUGAUGACGAUAUAUCUACAUAUGGUGUUCUCUCUUUAGCGAUGAUAUGUCUGUCCGUCUCUCAUUUGGGAUACUUGUUUUUCUGAGGUUGAUGUACACAACGAUCCUUAUGCAAUGAGCACACGAGUAU
Aspergillus pseudonomiae is the source of this 2593-nucleotide messenger RNA. RefSeq names its product SprT-like family-domain-containing protein. The record is from RefSeq and is a predicted model, not a curated record. The coding region runs from base 170 to 2362 and encodes 730 amino acids. The transcript is spliced from 2 exons. Lineage: Eukaryota; Fungi; Ascomycota; Eurotiomycetes; Eurotiales; Aspergillaceae. Gene Ontology annotation, cellular component: nucleus.